AAAACACGUAAUGUAGAGAUUCUCGAAUUAAGUUUUAUAGUAUAUAGUAAUAUGUUUUAGUUUCUGUAAGUAAAGCCCAAAAUGAAUCAUAGAAGACGCUGAACCGGAACAGGGAAUUAUAGAAGCCCUUGUCUCACAAAAACACACACUUAUGUUUGCACAAACAUUUCUCGGAAAGUCUUGAAAGUUUCUAGGUGUUUGACUUGGGGAAUUUGGACAUUGCACAAGGAAUUUACUAUUAAUCCUUAAAACCCUCAUAACCAACGAACUUUCUCAAGAUGAAGAAACGAAUUUUUGUCCCUUAUCCUAUACUUUGUCUGACAAGAGCGCCGACGUUCUUGCAUGCAUGCUAAAUAAUAUAGUUUCUAGUAUAUUCUUUCACCGCCAGACGUCACGUUUGCAAUUUCAGGAUAGACUUAUCUAAUCUGAUCCCUCCCACUUUCUGUUUUUUAGAAUCCCAAUGCAUAACUCGGAUCUAACUUCGCUUCAAUAAUUCAAACUGCUGCCUGCUUCUGCUUCUUUCUCAUUCUCUUCACACAAACACACAAAAAACAUAAAAUUUCUGAAAAUUUUCUUCCAUCCCUUCAUCUCAUGAUUUCAUUCUUUUUCUAUUAGAUUCGUGAACCCUUUUGGAAGUUCAUUAAUUCAUAUUUUUCUUUAAUUUUUUUCUCAUUGUGGACAUGUCAGCCGUUUAUAGUUAGUACUAAUGAAGAUUCAAGCUGCAAGAUAUCAUUGAUUGUUGGAGCAAGCAAAAAUCUCGAGAAUUUGUGGUGGUUAUGGACAUAACGAACGAGGCGAGCGUGGAUGAGUUCUCGAUUGGGCCGUCGACGUUGUUGGGGCGGACAAUCGCGUUCCGGAUCCUCUUGUGCAAAUCCCUCUCACAUCUCCGCCACAAAAUCCUACUCACCCUUUGUCUCCGCUUCUCUAAACUCACCAAAACCUUAAAGUCCCAGCUCUCAUGGAUGCACCCGCAGGGGAUCCUACUGAUGCUCACCGCAAUCGCAUUCCUCCUGAAGCGCUUCACAAACGUGAGGGCCACAGCAGAGAUGGCCUACAAGCGCAAGUUCUGGAGCAACGUCACCCGAUCCGCCCUCACCUACGACGAGUGGGCCCACGCCGCCAAGAUGCUCGACAGGGAGACCCCCCGCGCCGGCGACGCCGCCCUCUACGACGAGGAGCUCGUGCGGAACAAGCUGCACGAGCUCCGGCGCCGCCGCCACGACCGCUCCAUCCGCGACAUCAUGUUCUACAUGCGCGCCGAUCUGGUCCGGAACCUGGGCAACAUGUGCAACCCGGAGCUCCACAAGGGGCGGCUGCAGGUGCCCAGGCUGAUCAAAGAAUACAUCAACGAGGUGACGACGCAGCUGAGGAUGGUGUGCGAUUCGGAGGCGGAGGAUCUGUCCCUGGAGGAGAAGCUGGCCUUCAUGCACGAGACGCGCCACGCCUUCGGGCGGAGCGCCCUCCUGCUGAGCGGGGGGGCGUCGCUGGGGGCGUUCCACGUGGGCGUGGUGAAGACCCUGGUGGAGCAGAAGCUCCUGCCGAGGAUCAUCGCGGGCUCCAGCGUGGGGUCCGCGAUGUGCUCGGUGGUGGCGACGCGGUCGUGGCCGGAGCUGCAGAGCUUCUUCGAGGACUCGUGGCAGUCCCUGCAGUUCUUCGACCACAUCGGGGGCAUCUUCACGGUGUUGAAGAGGAUGAUGACGCACGGCGCCGUCCACGACAUCCGGCAGCUGCAGAUGAUGCUCAGGCAUCUCACCAACAACCUCACCUUCCAGGAGGCCUACGACAUGACGGGCCAGGUGCUGGGGAUCACCGUGUGCUCGCCCAGGAGGCACGAGCCCCCCCGCUGCCUCAACUACCUCACCUCGCCCCACGUCGUCAUAUGGAGCGCCGUCACCGCCUCCUGCGCCUUCCCGGGGCUCUUCGAGGCGCAGGAGCUCAUGGCCAAGGACAGGGGCGGCAACAUUGUGCCCUACCACCCGCCCUUCCAUCUCGAGCCGCGUCGCUGGAGGGAUGGCAGCUUGGAGAUUGAUCUCCCCAUCAAGCAGUUGAAGGAGCUUUUCAAUGUCAAUCAUUUCAUAGUCAGCCAGGCCAAUCCCCACAUUGCACCUUUGCUCAGGUUGAAGGAGAUGGUCAGGGCUUGUGCUGCCAGAUUUGGUGCUAAGCUCGCUCAUUUAGCUGAGAUGGAGGUGAAACAUAGAUGUAACCAGAUAUUGGAACUUGGUUUCCCUCUUGGAGGAGUAGCUAAGCUCUUUGCUCAAGAUUGGGAAGGUGAUAUCACUGUUGUCAUGCCUGCUACUUUGGCUCAGUUAUCGAAGGUGAUACAGAAUCCGUCAUAUGUGGAACUUCAGAAAGCAGCAAACCAAGGGAGGAGGUGCACUUGGGAGAAGCUCUCAGCCAUGAGGGCGAACUGCGGGAUCGAGCUCGCCCUCGACGAGUGCGUGGCUGUGCUCAACCACAUGCGCCGCCUCAAGAGGAGCGCCGAGAGGGCCGCGGCCGCCUCUCCUCGCGGCAACGGCAGCGGCCUACCCCGGUUCAAUGCUUCCAAGAGGAUCCCCUCUUGGAACGUCAUUGCCCGGGAGAACUCCACGGGGUCCCUCGAGGAAGACCUCAUGGCGGACCCCGCAGGCAGCGGAGCAUACCCCAGAAGCUGGCGCACGCUCUGCUGCAGCCACGACGGCAGCGACAGCGAGUCGGAGGGCCCGGACCUCGUCCAGUCUUGGACGAGGUCCGGCGGCCCUCUGAUGAGGACGACCUCCGCCGACAAGUUGGUGGAUUUGGUGCAGAGCUUGGAGGUCGUGAACUCGAGAGCGAAUCGGGGCGGCGCGUUGGAGCCGACGUCCGAUACAGAGUAUGAUGAGAGAGAAUUGAGCUGUAGAGGUGCCGGGACGAUUGUGGUGGCGGAGGGCGAUCUUCUGCAGCCGGAGAGAGUGGACAACGGGGGCAUCGUGUUCAACGUGGUGAAGAGGUCGGCGCUGACGGCGGAUCACAAUAAUAACUGUGCUCAAGAGUCAACAGUAGCGGAGUUGGUGCAGCAUGAGAGUCUUGAUGAUGAGAUGGAUGGGGAUAGCUCCAUUUCCGGAGAUGACUUCAUCGCCGGAGACAAUGUCUUCCAACUCCACUCCGCCGAUGCUUGAGGACUACUACAUGUUUCUUUCUUCAUUCACUCGUUAACAAAUUUGGGUCUCCUUUUUUUUCAGAUUGUUUUUUCUUUCAGAUUUUGAAAGUCUAUAUGUGAGGAAAAAGUACUUGUCGACGGUCGACACUAUAUUCACAGAUUCACUAUGUUGUGUAUGAUUUUUGUAGUGCGUAAAAAUAGGAAUGGAAAGGGAAUGAAAUCAAAUAAA
Salvia miltiorrhiza (redroot sage) is the source of this 3344-nucleotide messenger RNA. RefSeq names its product triacylglycerol lipase SDP1-like. Gene Ontology annotation, molecular function: triacylglycerol lipase activity. Bases 777 to 3134 code for a protein of 785 amino acids. NCBI's taxonomy places the organism in Eukaryota, Viridiplantae, Streptophyta, Magnoliopsida, Lamiales, Lamiaceae. The transcript has 3 exons. The record is from RefSeq and is a predicted model, not a curated record. Gene Ontology annotation, biological process: lipid metabolic process.